Dermacentor silvarum is the source of this 9309-nucleotide messenger RNA. RefSeq names its product ELL-associated factor 1-like. The transcript has 7 exons. The coding region runs from base 354 to 1394 and encodes 346 amino acids. The record is from RefSeq and is a predicted model, not a curated record. Gene Ontology annotation, cellular component: super elongation complex. Gene Ontology annotation, molecular function: transcription elongation factor activity. NCBI's taxonomy places the organism in Eukaryota, Metazoa, Arthropoda, Arachnida, Ixodida, Ixodidae. Gene Ontology annotation, biological process: positive regulation of DNA-templated transcription; regulation of transcription elongation by RNA polymerase II.
GUGGCGGAUGCAGUCUUGGCAGGCUCUUGCGCGAGAAGAAGAGGGAGACGCGCAUGCGCCCUGCGCAGCCUUCGAGCAGACGUGUGAACGUGAAAAUCCGUAGGUUUUGAUACAUACGGUUUCGUUAGUUGUGUUAUGUGAAGUGUGGCAUGGGUCUGGGCACGUGUGGCGGUGCGGGCUGCGACGACGCAUGUCCUACGCCAGUGCGGAUCCGGUUGUUCGUCAGCGUUGUGUUGUGAAUGGGCUUCGUGUGCAGUGCUGGUGACAAGAAGUGGAAUUGGUACUGCUGCGGCUACUGGUGGUUGGGCAGACGAAAUUCCUAGGCCUAACGAUAUUCAGCGAUUCAUCGAAAGAUGCACAGUGGUACUGCCGACAGACUCCGGAUAGGCAACGAAGUGAGGGAACUGAAACUUGGCCGCAGUUUCUCAAGCAGCUCCGGCUCGGCAUUCCAUUCCAUUAGGUACGACUUCAAGCCGGCCUCUGUAGAUACGUCCAAGUCUGCCAACGUCGAAGUGGGGGAGAAGAACCAAAUCACUGUGACUGUGCCGCACAUCGAGAACCCUCUGUCCCAGGGCUCCGGUACGGCGCACACGGUGUUCAAGGGCUCGCAGCGGCCAUACCAGCGGGAGUGUGUCCUGGUCGUCGACAACGUCACCGGUGAGGUGACGCUCGAGAGGCUCAGCUGUAACAUCCAGCUCAAGAAGACCAGAGCCGAAGGGAGCAGCAAGAUCCAGCCACGGCCAAUCACCCCUAUCGACAGUGGCAGCAGUGGUGGUGGAGGAUCGCGCAAGCAUUCUCCCUCGCAGAAACUCUCCCCUCCUCAGCCGCAGACGAAUGGCAAGCACAGCUGGUCCUCGAGCUCGCCGAAUGGGCCCCAGCAAUCACAGUCACAAUUGCAACAGCAGCGCACUAGCCAACAGCAGCCAAGGAUCUCUCCAAGCCAGCCCCAAGCACCGCGUAGCAGCCCCCCUGGCAGCCAGAGCAGCCCCUCCAUGCCAACCCUGCUGACACCUCGGGAGGGAGGCGGCUCCUCGAGCCGGGCUCCCUCGGCCAGCAGGGACAGCAUGCCGCUGCUGACCACUGAGACCCUCCAUGACUGCCAAGAAGAAGUUCCUGAUGUGGGCGUGUUGUCGGACUCUAGUGAUUCAAGCAACUCUACUAGCAAGAGCUCUGCCAGCUCAGACUCCAGUGACUCUGAACAUGAGGAUGCUCCACCGACACCACAGAAAAACUCUUCCUCUCAGCCUUCCCACUCUUCCAGGGGUCAUCAUGCCACAGUAAAUGGAACAAAUGGCCAGCACUCCAAUAAUGCUUCCUUCUCAAGCAUGCCCAGGUUUAGCCAACUGAGUGAAGAUCUGCACUUAAGUGAAUCUGGCAGCGACAGCGAUGACUAAGCACUCACAGCCAACAGCAGGUCACGUAGCUCCAAGCAACAUUAGCAUGACUAAAAAAAAGAAUGGGCGUGUCUCCUCGUCAACUUGAAGACAAAGAGGCACAGUCUUGAGGAGGUGAAAGGACUUUAGCACACAAACACACACAGCCACGGCGCUUCUCCCUGUUUUCUCUCACUCAGACGGAACAGAGUGGGCACAACGAGAGAGACUAGCAGUUUUUUUUUUUUUUCUUCUUCUGUCCUACGCGUGGCACUAGGGAAGCCAGCACAGCGAGUUCUGUUAAUGUGGAGCAGUGACUUCAUCUUGUUCUGUUUCUGUGUCGUUUCUGUAUGCCUGGGCAGUGCAGUGUGUUUCGUGUGUUGUUUUUUAUGUUGUAUUUUCCUCAUUGUUCAUAGUGUGCCUGCGGGAAUGUUUGAGCACGUUAUUUGUGCUUUAUUACCAAUGCCUUUUCUAUCGUAUCUUUUUUUUUUUUCUUCACAUUUUGUGUUUUGUUUGUUUCGUUUCGGCAAUGUUUAUCGCACAAAAGAAAGAACACUGGUGGAAAAGACUGUUGCUAUUCAUAAUUCACAUGCGUGCCAACAGCGCAGAUUAAUUGUGCUUUGUUAAUUCCUGAUUACUACAAAAGCCUCCUAAAGAAAUAAAGGGAUGAAUUUAUGGUACUGAGGAAUCUUGUCACAUACCAUUUACUUAAGCUUAAAAUGUUGCCACUGUUGGUUUAAUUUGCUCAGUAGGGGAGAGGCUUAUAGAGAUGAAUUAUUACUGACAACAAUCAUGACUGCAUAACAAUUCUACUCUAAUUUCAUAUUGUUCACCCUUUAGCAUCAACUCAGAUGCCCCACUGCCAUUAUUGCUGGAAUUGGCUGUUUGAUAGGAUGGAUGGCAUGAAAAGAAUGGGCUCAAAAAAAAUUUAUUGCAUCAUUUGUCGUGGGAUGCACUUCUAGGAUUAUGAAGUCUCGCUUAAAUUGUGGCAAAUGGACUCAUUUAAGUCUCUCAUUAGUGCAUAACUGCUUCAUGCAUAGUAUUUACAGGGUCAUGCACUUUGCUCACAAUCUAGAAGUGUGCUUGGAUUGUGUCUUGAAUGAGUUUACACGAUCUGCUUGAUGAGUAAUAAUUCUGCCUCUUAUUCGUGACAGGCUGUGCAACAGCAGGAAGCAAUCUGUACAGCAUAAUGCUGCCAAUGUAGUGCUUAGCGCUACAAGGCUUAUACUUAUCACACAGAUAAUGGAGGCAACAGCAGCCUUGUAAUGUUCCCACUAUAGAGUUUCCUGCAGUACUACCUAGGGGGAAAUCUGGCGCCACUGUCUGUGCAAAUUUCUCAAGUUGCACUGUGGCACCAUGGAAACGCCAGGAUAAUUAAGGUUCAGUUUUCCUUGAACACCACUUGACCUAAAGCAUAGUCAUGGCUGCGCAAAUAAAGGUCUCCCGAAAAUAAAUCUUCAUAAUAUGUCUUCGUUCUCCCGUACUAAAUCUUGCAUUAAUGUUUACUUAUGUACCGCCAUCGUAACUGCCGGGGCGAGGCUGAACUGCAUUGAGCCCAUGGUUAGAACAUACUUGGCACCCAACUGGGCGCCAAUCAUGUUCCAACUGGGCAGUUGCCAUACUGAACGUUUCCUCAGCAGUCACCAACAUGACCAUGUGCUUGGCCAGGCUGGCUUCUGCAAGAAAAUGCAGUGGCUCAUCACUAUUCAGCCACUGCAUAAUUUCUUGUCCUGCAGUCUAAGGUCAAGCUGAGAAGAAAACUCUGGCAGGAAUCUCUCUGUUGAAAAGCAGGUACCACCAUAGCUGAGACAACUUAUACGCUAUACACCAUUGACAUGCAGCUGUGUCUCUACUUUAGCCAACUACAUGAUAGGGCUGGGCAGAUGGUAGAGCCACAGUUGUAAACUCCAUGGGAUGUCUAGCAGGAGGGCGCCGUUCUUCUUACGGCUAAUCCAUGGUCAUAAGUGGGACUUGGCAGAUGGCAAUGCAGAGCCAGUCCUUGCAGUUGUGCUGGUUCAGAUGUCCUUGGUCCCUAAUUAGGUGGUGGCUAAGUAGCGAUGAGCUUCCACAUUUUUUAUGUUAACCAGCCUGGCCAUGGGCAUGGCCUUGUUGGUGUUGACGGAAAAAUCGGCUAAAAUGGCAAUUGUUCAGUCGGACGCCAAGCAUGUUCUAACCACUAGCUCAGCGCAUUUUUGCCUCAUCGUCCCAACAGUUACGAUGGCACUACACCCACAUAUUGUAUAACAAGUAAACGAAGAAAAUGGUAACAUGCAAAUUGACACACUGUGAGCAUGUGAAACAUUCUUGUCUUUCCUCCAACUUUUAGUGACCCACCGGUAAUGGUCUCAUUCAAUGUAACUAAGCCCUAGCAUAAGUGCUGAUGUUCUGACUUUUCUUUUUAAGUUUCUUGCAUAAUAAUAGAGGAAGAAAGCAGCAUUUCGCACAAUAUAUAGAUAGCGGAGACUAGACCGUUGCGGCAGGAGGAACAGUGGUUGCCACUUGCAUCUUCAAGCUAUCCUGGCUCUCCGAAAAAGGUGCCCAUCCAACGGUGCACCCACUUACUGGCAUUCCCAUGCAUACAACAGUACAGCAGCGCCAUUUUAUUCUCUAGAUAACUGUAAGAAACUCUAUGGUCCCCACCAUGAGCACAAAAGACUUGGCUGGGCAAUUAUUCCAAAUCACAUUAUGAGAAAUAGUCAUAUAAACAUUCUUCCAUAAACAUGCCUCCACGUACUAGCAGGUGGCGCUGUGGCAAGCCCUUGCUUUUCUUAAUUUCUACAAGUGUGCCACCAUUAGCGUUGGUUAAGUUUCUACGCAGAGUGUAAACCAGUGCUUGAAUUUAAUUCUAAUUCAUAUUGCUUUGCGCAUUGCAUUACCUUUUGGAAUGUUGAUUUAUAAUUGCCUGCCACUGUGAACCGCAUCUUUGUACUGCUGUGCCAUCAAUAGGGGGCUGCUCUUCAACCAUGCCGAGUGUUAGUAAAGAACACAGUUGUACUAUUAUUGGCAAAAGUUUUAGCAAGUGUGAUGUAUCGUUCUUGAUUGUCAAAUUUUGCUCUAUGUGGCUUUUUUCCAUCCCAUAACAAGGCUUAUUUCCUGUUUAGCCAAAGUGAAUCAGAAAGGUAAAAUUUUUAUAUUUAUUUUUUUAUCGCCAGUGGAUGCUGCCUGUGUGACACUAUGCAAACAGCCUGGUGAUAACAUAACCAUUCCAAUCAUGUUUUAUAAAGAAAGCACUAAAUAAGUUAACAAUAUUCAGACAUAGCAGCAACUGUGGAACAUCUACAGUCAAACCUGGAUAUUUGGAAUCUGAAGGGGAUCACAAAAAGCUUUGAUAUGUAGGUAAUUAGAUAUAUAAAGUAAGAAUUUUAUAUAAAAAUUUUCAGGAUUUUACUGCUGUUUGUUAUACACAAUAAUUCGUUAUAUGUGGGUUCGAUAUAUCGAGGCUCAACUGUAUUCCUAAAGUGCCACAAUAGAUUGGCUAUUUUUUUGUAACCCUUCCAUGCAUUAGUAGCAUGCUGCAGGACUUUCUUUUUCUGAAUUGUUGCAGAAUCGUGCAGGUAUGCCACUAUGCUGUGCUUUGGCAAUCAGGUGUCUAUUGCCUUUUGGACAAGCAUCUGGCAACAAGAAAAAAUAUACUUGGUUUUUCAAUUUCAGCUCACUGAAUGCAUGAUAGAGGUGGUAGAAGUUGAAUUCACUUCUGAAUAGUUUUGUCUUGCCUCUUGAUAGCACAGAGACCUGUCUUAAUUUGCUUGCUCUUGCUUGCAUGUAUUUACAUUAGCCAUGUUUUAACAUAACCAGCUAUUCAGAAAGUGUCACAACUUUUUUUUUUUUUCUGAGCACCAUCACAUGUUGGCCUGUACAUUGCAAUGUUGCUCUUUAAAUGUGUAACAAUAGGCUAUGAGCUUAAUGUCUUGUGGAGGAUAGAGUUAGAAGAAAAGUUAUAGUGCAGCAUAACUUUGUGGUCGGCGACAUAAUAAAGUACAUAAGUUCUUAUGUUAAGCAACUUCAUUUUUGUUUUAAUUACGUAGCUUUAGGAGACAUUUUUUUUUUUUUUGCAUGCCUACAACCUACAAACAGCAACUACUACCCUUUUUCAAGUCAUGCAUGUAAGCUGCCUGAUGUGACACUGCUAGUUUUGUUGCCUUUGUUUAGCUUGCAUAUAGCCACUUGAUUUUUAUAAAUGUUGUGACACAAAGGUUCAGAAAAAAAUUGUGCCCCUUGUUCGUUCAUUCAUGUUACCAACUCUUUACGUAAUCAGGCCGCAGAUUAUGACAUUUUUAUGUUGCAUAAGCUGAGCAGUAUCUAAAAGUUUAUAGCAAUAUUGAAAAUCAGAAAAAGUUACUUCAACGACCUCAGGUAUGUUCCAUUUCUGCAUACAGAUAUUUCACACUUGAUGCUAUAUUUGAUAAUGCUUGCCUCAGUCACCAAUAGGAGAAACUAAUUCAACGACAAUAUAGUGAAGCUGAAGUGAGGUAUUGCGGACAUUUGUCGGUAGUGUUACAUAUAAGCCUUCGAAGGUUACCGUUGUUUCUUGCAGCGACACAGGUUUUAUGUACCAAAUAGUCUUUUGCGAGCACCGAGGAGCUACCCUCGCACUGCGUAUUAGAUCAGAAUGCGAUACGUUCCGAAAAGAUGGGAGCACCAAAGACCAAUUUGAUGAACUUAUAAUACCUGUAUUUGUUAGUCUUUAUGAAUGAAGUUUCAGCAGUGUGACAUGGAGUCCCAACAAAGCAAAGUGCCUUUAUUAUUUAAGUGUAUGACAUACGAAAACUGAAACAAAUAAAACAAGGUGAGCAUUCCUAACCAGUGCCAUGAAGUGGUCUUGUUUAAAGGAGGCUCAGACUUGACUGACACAGCAAAGUGCACAAGCAGCAGAAAGAUGACCAGAAUCACGCUUUUGUAAAUUAAGUGUCAAAUGCACAUAGAAUUAUAGAGAAGGUUGGGCUAGUUGGUGCGUAUGCCAUAAUUGAGACAUAUUAACUAGCAUUAAAACGCCGCAGGAUUAUAAUGUAUCCUUUUUGCUUCUCGUUCUAGUCCUACGUCUUUUUAGUGGUAUUUAAUGUCUGAAUUCUCAAAUGCACAUAACAUUGCUCAUACAUAUUUAAUCGAUGACUGACAGUGCACACCACGGCUGCUUGCAUAUGUAAUUAGCACAGAGUGUUCGGGUGGCAGUGCUUGGUUUGGUGGCUUGUCGACAUCCUGUUCUGCUGCUUGCAGAACGUAAUUGCAGGGUCCCUGUAGUGCAGAGGAAUCGCGAGGUGGUAUCUUCUACAACCUAGUCUUCCUUGUUGAAGACUUACACAGGCCAACGUUGAAAGUUUAUAUGAGAGUGCAGAUCUGCCCUGGUUCUAUUCUGUGUACUAUUACGUGCGUUUGUGCCUGAUCCAUGAAAGCUGUGUUGUGUGUCGUCUAGUGUGAUAUGACAAGCUUCAUUGCUGUAGCUACAAAAGUAGACAUUGUGUGUGUCUUUGUCAUGAGCUGACAGUUCUUUUGUCCCAUGUUCUUGGCAGUUUCAUGAAUGAGAAAGUGAUGAUGCCCUCCCUACCCAAACUUAUCAGUGCAGUCUUGUAUGAUGUAUGCGAGUUAAUUGUGGCCUUAAAAAACCAGCCUGUGUGUGGUUUGUUCAAUAACUUUUUUUUUCUUUGUACAAUCUGCCAACUUUUGACUACUACUUCUGUUUGUUAAGAUUUGUUGGAAGCGAUGUACAAACAUGCAUUUACCACAGCUGUUUGUCUAUUAAGGCACACACAUUUGUUGCAAUGUGGGGAAAGUGCUACUCUCAGCCUGCCUUACAUUUUAUAUGUGUCGUGUAUGUAGAGUUCAUUCCCAAGUAGCUAUGAAGAGUGUUUGCUCACUAGCAACUUGUCUUGAGAUCUUGAGGCAAGAAUUGCUUCGCACUUGAGUCGGCCCAUAAAGCCCAACCGAUGUUGGUGCGGACUGUUUCAAGCUUCUAGUUGUAACAGGCCAUGACAAGAUGUUGCAAGUGUAAUACAUUUGAACGAUUAUCAUCUUAGCAAUGUUUUUUUUAUCUUUUUUUUUUCUUUUUUUUUUUGGUGUGCACAGUGUUGUUAGAGAAUGAGAAUUGUGUGCUGCUGGCAGUUUGGAUUUUUUUUUUUUUUUUUUUUUUUUUUUUGCUGUCAAGCUCAGAAUACCCAAGUAGUCUGUCAUAUGCACCUGGUCAUUUGUUGUUGAUUUUUUCCAAGGUGUGAGUGUGUGCCAAGGCUUGUGGAAAUAAGAAAGAGGAAGUGGGUAUUGUGAGGAGGGGUAACUCGCUUGUAGUCUCAAGUAUUGUGUACUGCCGUAAAAUUUGCUCAAGGCAGCAUUUCCAGGAAUGUUGUGUACGUUUAGCAGCCCGUGAGCGGAAGAACAAUGCUAACUUGCCACUUAACCUGAGAGACACUGAAGGCAUGCUGUGUAUAGAAGCAUGGCAAACGUUUUAAUAGCGCAGUAUCAGUGAUUACAUUACUCUGCAUUCACAAGUUCACCACCAAGAAUGGGAAACCUUGCACUGGUUUCAUUGCUGCGAAUGCAAGAAAAUGAAGUGAGAGAGCCAAGAUACUGUAAUGUUUGGUGAGGUUUCAUCUAGGUUCACGGCAGUGGAAUGCACAUGGUAAUGAUUCUAGGGCCACCUGUUUUCCUUGUACUGUAGCACAGCACGUUAAUAGUUUUGUGAGCCAGCGUAUUCACUUACAAGCAGUGAGUGUGAGGAAUGAAGGCCUGUUGGGCAGCUACGACACGUAUCCCCUCGGCACUGCUUGAGAUGGCUUGCAUAACCAGCAAUUUUGACCAUGCAAAAGCGCACAGGAAAUUUUGUGCACCUCAGGAAGCAUGUAGAUGUGAAUCACGUUUGUUACGAAUGCUGUUAAGCCUGUGUGUUCUGGUUUUUUAUUGCUGAACAAGGUGCCUAUUCUUACCAUUCUUGGAGUAUUUAAGUAUGGAACGUUAAGGAAUAUUACCUCAUGUGCUGCUGCGCAUUUAGCCGCUGUUCUUCCCCCACGGACGAAUGCACGCACGCGUCUAAGGACUCUGCUGUGCUGCUCUUUAUUUUUUUUUCUUACAUUCCUGCACAAGCCUGUGCCCCAAGAUUCUGCCUCCAGUAGAAUUUUGUGUCCAUGCAUUACCAGCUGUGAUGACUUAGCCUCGUCAGCAGAACGAGAUUACGAGGUUCUCCAUGAAACAGGAGGGAGGCUGAAAAAAAGUAUGAAAGGAGUGACUGCAGGCAGCAUGCGUUUUGUCUUGUGUUGCACCUGUGAAAACUUACCAGAUGCACCUCGUUUAGAGUUGAGAUGUUGGCUUUCCAGAACUAGUCAUGUGGUUUAGAGUGGAGAGAGAGCAGCGGAGUUGGCAUUUGCAAACAAGAUUUUUUUUUCCAUUAUUUUACCUUUGAUCCCCACCCCACCUUAACUUCGUUUCAGUCUUGGUCUAUAUUGUGUCAAUGUCUGCUUGGAGUGUAUUGAUUGUUGGCAGAAAAAAAAGAGAAAAAAAAAACCGUGGACAAUGUUGCUAGUGCAGCUGUGACUGUUAGUGACCACUGUUGCAGCUGACAAUGCUGUUUUUUCUUCUUUCUCUCCUUCUUCCUACUGUCAAUGAAAAUAUGAGCAUUGCAUUCCUUGUGCCACUGUUGAUGCAAAUGCACAUGUUACACGUACUUGAUAAUGUUUGUCCGAGAAGCAGGGUGGUGAUAACAAUGAUACUCUUACCUCUUACAUAAAAAAAAUUGCAAUGUACUUGUUUGGUAAACGCAAGCUGCAGUGUUGAAAAUGUUCUUCUUUUCAUUUCCUUUUAUUAGUCAACACACUGGAAGUAAACCUCAAGCGUCCCAAGCUUUGUAUGUGACUCUGAUGACCUAUGCAUGUGGCUUGGUUUCUUGAGUAGCUACAAAGUAGAUAAGAUGUUUUAUUAUAUUAUUAUUAUUAUUAAAUAUACAAGUUUAAACUGC